Molecule: messenger RNA, 5900 nt
Organism: Myodes glareolus (Bank vole)
Lineage: Eukaryota; Metazoa; Chordata; Mammalia; Rodentia; Cricetidae
Source: RefSeq, a predicted model, not a curated record
AUUCCCAUGGCCAAGCUUUGCACAGCCUGCCUGGGACAGGCCCUCAGCCUGCUUCCCUUAGAGGUGACAGAGUUCCCUGGCCUCAACAGGCACUUCUGGCAUAACGCGUGCUUCAUUGGCUACUGAGGAAUGCUACCUACAUCUUGGAGGAUGUUUGUUGCUCCCCGGCCUGCUUUUAGAUUUCUGAAUUCAGACUGGCAGGCUUCCCAAAUAUAGCUUCCCAUUCUAUCAGCAGUGACAGUUGGGACUUAGCCAGUUAGUUCCUGGGAGAUGUAGCUUCAUGUCUAGCUGUUGUGCCAGCUCGUGAGUUCUGUCACUGGGGCCAGUUUCUAACACCUAUUCUCACUGUUAAAUGGAGACCACAGACUUGGCCUAUCCCAAAGGCUUACGGGGAGUGGCAGUGGAAUCUUGCACUGUUUAGAUGUUGACUCUCCAUGAUAUGCAUGAGUCAGGCCAUUCAGGAUGUUGUCUCUACUCCUCUGCUGCUUCGAGUUUUAAGGUAUAGCUAAAGAGAAACCUAAGGUUACAGUGUCACCGCACAGCCUGUGUCCUUCCCCAGGUUCCUGCCUGAAGACCAGCUGGGUACCCUCUCUGACCCUCCACAUCACCAUGCACUCCUUGGACGAGCCGCUUGACCUAAAGCUGAGCAUCACCAAGCUCCGGGCGGCGAGAGAGAAGCGGGAAAGGACGCUGGGUGUGGUCCGGCAUCAUGCUUUGCAUAGGGAGUUGGGCCUGGUGGAUGAUAGCCCCACACCUGGCUCCCCAGGCUCUCCCCCACCAGGCUUCCUGCUGAACCCCAAGUUCCCUGAGAAGGUAGAUGGACGCUUUUCCACAGCCCCCCUGGUGGACCUCAGCUUAUCACCACCGUCUGGACUGGACUCCCCAAAUGGCAGCAGCUCCCUGUCCCCUGAGCGCCAGGGCAGUGGUGACCUGCCGCCACUGCCUACUGCUGUGGACUUCCAACCACUUCGCUAUUUGGAUGGUGUCCCCAGUUCCUUCCAGUUCUUCUUGCCCCUGGGCUCUGGGGGAGCUCUGCACCUACCUGCUUCCUCCUUCCUCACGCCCCCUAAGGACAAGUGCCUCUCACCAGAGCUGCCCCUGGCAAAGCAGCUGGUGUGUCGAUGGGCCAAGUGUAACCAGCUCUUUGAGCUCCUCCAAGACCUGGUUGACCAUGUCAACGACCACCAUGUCAAGCCGGAACAGGAUGCUCGGUACUGCUGCCAUUGGGAGGGCUGUGCCCGCCACGGCCGUGGCUUCAAUGCCAGCAGGUACAAGAUGCUCAUCCACAUCCGGACUCAUACCAAUGAGAAGCCCCACCGAUGCCCCACCUGCAACAAGAGCUUCUCCCGCCUGGAGAACCUGAAGAUCCACAACCGCUCCCACACAGGUGAGAAGCCCUACGUCUGCCCCUACGAGGGCUGCAACAAGCGUUACUCCAACUCGAGUGACCGAUUCAAGCACACCCGUACCCACUACGUAGACAAGCCCUACUACUGCAAGAUGCCUGGCUGCCACAAGCGCUACACGGACCCCAGCUCACUGCGCAAGCACAUCAAAGCCCAUGGCCACUUUGUGUCUCAGGAGCAGCAGGAGCUCCUACAGCUGCGCCCACCCCCGAAACCACCACUGCCCACUCCCGACAGUGGCUCCUAUGUCAGUGGAGCUCAGAUCAUCAUCCCCAACCCUGCUGCCCUUUUUGGAGGCCCCAGUCUACCUGGCCUGCCCUUACCCCUGGCCCCUGGUCCCCUUGACCUCAGUGCUCUGGCCUGUGGCAAUGGUGGAGGUGGGGGUGGGGGUGGAGGCAUGGGCCCUGGGCUGCCAGGCUCUGUUCUGCCCCUCAAUCUGGCCAAAAACCCACUGUUGCCCUCACCCUUUGGAGCUGGUGGAUUAGGCCUACCUGUGGUCUCUCUCCUGGGUGGUUCUGCUGGUAGCAAGGCUGAGGGGGAGAAAGGUCGUGGGUCACUGCCUGCCAGGGUCCUGGGCCUAGAGGACCAUAAGACUCCCCUGGAAAGGACGGAGCGCAGCCGCUCCCGGCCAAGCCCUGAUGGACUCCCCUUGCUACCAGGAACUGUACUGGACCUGUCCACGGGCAACUCAGCAGCCAGCAGUCCAGAGGCGCUAACUCCUGGCUGGGUGGUCAUCCCUCCAGGGUCUGUGCUGCUCAAACCAGCUGUGGUAAACUGAACCUGGGCUACCCAUCUACCAGAUGUGACAGCCCAGCUACCUACUGUGGGCUCAUCCCCUGACGAACAGAAACUAUUCUGCGAAAUAGCAAUAAUAUCCUACUGUUUCAGGGGCCCAAGUGUCUGCUUCCUGGGAAGCUGCAGCCCCAGACAAGCUGAGUAGCAAGGAUGGUGCUAGCUAGGUCUUUGGUGGCUCCAGAGUGCGGACUUGGUUUGGACCUGCUGUCCAAGGAGGUCAUGCUCUUGGAUGCUAAGGCCUCACUUGCCUCCAUUCCCUAGCACAUCGUUUGGGGGAGGCCUUCCUCUGCCUGUCCUCCAAGGACCCCCAGUCCUGCCUCUUGCUCUGGUACAUUCCUCUCCGUGAGCAGUCUGGGCAGGUUGUUAUUCUUCCCUGCCUUACCUACUUGUCAACCGGGAAGCCCUCAGUGAUCAUAAACCCAUGCUUGGGAAUUCCUUAGACUCCUUUCCCUCUGGUACACCCCCUGGAGGGAAAGCAAGACAGACACAGGCCAAGCUACAGGACAAAGCUGCCUUCUCCUACCUACUGUUAUGACAAGGUGUUUCCCUGCUUACUUAGCAGAGAAGCCUGCUGCCAGUGCCCCCUUCUGCCUGAGUCAGCACUGCCAAAGGAUUGGCAACACUUUCUAAAGAAGGGGUAGCUGAGCACUCGCCUUUCCCUGGGGAGUGUACAGGCAGGUUCAAAGGAUCAUUGCACUAGUCCAGUCCAGCUUGGGUUGGCCUGGCAGUGCUAUCCUGCAGAAGCCUGGAUAUCCUGUAGCAGUCUACACCAGUAGGCUACCAGGCUUGGGAAGCAGCUACAGGUUUGGGGGUUACGAAGUCAUGGAAUGCAGGAAGGACUGAUUCAUCAGACUGGAGCUUUCUAGAAACCACGAACUGAAGCCCAUGGGUGGGAGGAAGGCUAGGCAACCAAGAGCAGCUCUUAGAGGACCAACUGUCUGCUAGGGAAAAGCUGGCUUGAGAGUGGACUGUACAUGUGACAAGAUUGUUUUCUCAGACUUUCCAGUUGAGUCCUUUUCUUGGUGGUGCCUCUUUUGCCCACAAGCUCUACCCAAGCCAGCUCCCCUAGGGCUUGUACUAUUCAGAAUAAGGUCUAGCGCUGAUGUAGGGCUAGAAUAAGCCAAGGACAUUGGAGGACUGUACUCUACAGCUCCAGAGAAGGUUAGAUGUGCCAGCUUGGGCCUCUUGCUGUCCCCUGUACUAUGAUGCAGAGUGGCUAAGCUCCUCCUCUCCCCAUCUGUAGAACAAAAGAGCUGCUGGGAUGGUAGGGGUCCUUAGUAGCUCUGUGGUUCCUCUGAGCAGCUUGCCUGUUCAUUUUCCCAGACUGCCCUUCUGUUUCAGAAGGGUCACCCUGACCUGACCUGCCCGACUGCUGGGCUUAGGACCCCAGCCCUGAUAGGGCUCGGCUGUGCUGACUCUACCCCUUGAAGGGGCUGUGAGCAAGUUAAGGAGCUGGUCUCCUGUCUUCGGGUCUACCCAUGAUCCAAGCAGCCCCUUGGCUCCGUUAGGGCCCUAGGCCUUAGGUCCCUGGCUGGGAACUGGGUUUGAGACUCAAGCCCGAGAGCAGAGGAACAGGGCACUGGAAGGUGACAUUAACUCAGCAUGUGAUUCAGUGAUAGACCAGGCUUGGAAGGGCCGGUGUACUUGUCAGUUUGUUGUUGCACAUUCCAGGACAUCAGUAUUUUAACAGGUUCUAAGUGCCUUUCUAUUGUAGCUUAUGUUUUUCCUCCUUUUGGCUCCAUUGCUGUUAGCAUAGAGUUUAAAAAAAAAAUAAGCUAAUGACUAUAACAAUUUAUUUCCUCCAUGUGAGAGGAAGUUUAUAAAGAAACAAUAAAAGUGAGUUGCAAAGAUGGUUUCUGCAUAUUAGAUGUGCCAGGAGCUGGGUAACUUGCUUUGUGCCUGGUCAUGGGCAUCUCAACUAGACACCUAAAGACCUGGCCUGGAGCUUUCCCUUCAACCUUCCACUCUAAAGAAGAGAUCAGAAGGCCCACCCACUUGGGACUACAAAGGGAAGACCUGGAAGAGUAGGUAAUAAGGAACAAUAAGAUACAGACUAUCCUCAACUACAAGGUUUAGGCCUUGGCCCAAGCAAGACGCUGGCCAGAGCUGCUUCCUGCUACACAUGAACAUUCUGACCAAGUCACUGAAAGCAGUAUGCAACUCUAGGUGGAGUUCUAAGGUUAGGGGUUCUUUAUCUUGAGGGAAGGCAUGAGCAGACCCCCUGGUCUCAGGAAUGUGUGGUAGAACACACAGGAGGGAACAAAGCCUCUGACAGAUCCUGGCCAGGCUUCUAAAGUGGGUAUGUGGCUGUUCACCAACAUCCCACCCACCAGGCUGUCAAAAGCUGCUGCCCCCUGACUCUUUCACAGCCCCAAAUAGGAAGUGAGCGACCUUCUCAAAUAGGAAUAUAAGCACCGGAUAAACAUGGAAAAGAUAUUUAUUACCAAGCUAUAAAUUAUGAGGCAAUGGGUGGGGUGGGGUGUGCCCAGCAGUCACGUUUUGGGCAUCUGCCCUUUCUUUCUGUCUUCCUGGGCUUGUAUUCGGAGUUCCUCAUCUAGGCGUUCUUUUGCACGGACAACCUAGGAGGAGGAAGAUCAGGCUCUGGCAAUCUCUGUUCUUUGCCUGAAUCAAGGGCCUUUCCCCUUCCUGUCCCAGGCCCUAACAGCCUCCCUAGAGGACAGCAGACUGCCAAGAUUCAAACAACUUAAGUAGCACUCUGAGGUGGAAGGGGAAACCUAUGGCUUCCUUUCCUCAUAGAGUUAAAAGCACUCACCUUUGACUGCAAGUAGAAGGAGCCACCCACGGACUUAUCGUUCACUUUAAAUAGGUGUUCAUAAUUCUGCAGAGAUGAGACAGUGAACAUCAGGGAAGGCUGAUGGCAAGAGAAGUUAAAGGGCCUGACCUCUGACCCACAUGUCAUGUAGGAAGCUGCUGUGUCCAAAGGAUAAAUGUAACCCUGUGAGGAUGGCUCAGCUGCUACAGCUAGCUGUGUCUCUACUUUGCACAGCCAGUCUCUCACUGACUGUGGUCAGAGCUUCCACACCCACCCUCCUUUGACUGCUCAAUGCAACACAGUCCCAUGACCGAUGAGAAGCCUCACCUUCUGGACCUCCUCAGGGUUCAGCUUGGAGAUGUUGAGAAUCUGCUGGGCCUCCUGGAGGCUGAGGCCAGAGAGGUUAGAUGCAGCUGCAGACUGGUGCCCAGCACGACCCCGAGCAUCAGCAGCUGCCUGGCUUGCUGUGGAUACAUGGGUGACUACUUAGCCCCCUCGGUGGCCCAGAGCUUCCCCCAGGCCUUCUAAGUGACACUAAAGGAACACUUCACCUGGGAACAGCUUUUCUUUAGUACUGGCUUCUUUUUGGAUGGGAGAGGCAAACAUUCCACACUGAAGGGUAAGAUGGGGUCAAACUAGGCUCUUGGUCCUUCAAUCUAGGCCAAAAGAUGACCUUGUCCCUUUCUCCCUCUUCCCCCACCCCGUUCCUUGUCCCAGAGGCCUAGCAAAUUUGAGAGCUUUAAGCUACUUUGGGGACUACAGUAAAACUAAGGGAGGAACAGUAGCUGGUGUUAGAGCCUCCACAACUGGCCUAGCUGGUACCCAGACCACCUGGGGGACUGCUUUCCUUUGGUGACCUUACACUCAGAAGUCAGCAAACUUUCUCUUCAGGUGCCAGAUAAUAAACAUUUUAACUUUGCAGUCAA